UGGGGGGGAGGGAGGCGGGUAGCCCCAGGCCUUAGGGUUGGCUCGCUUUGGGUUUCCUUCCGCCUGUUUUUAAUUGCCUUGUGGUUCUUUUUUUGUCUCUCUUUCCUCCCCCUCCUCCCCCAGGCUCUGCUUUUUGUCUCCCCCCACCCCACCCCCCUUCAAAUUGGGUGAGAUCAUCUCGCCUGGGGGCUGGAGUGUGACAGAAAUGCUAAGUAGUCCUUUCGGUCGGGGAGGUUUCCUCAUCUAAACUCAGUUGUCAUCUUGCUUGCAAUCAGGUGGUAGUCUUUCAGAAAAUGAAUGCUUAAUUGAAUUGUGGAUAGGAAUUCAUGGAGAGAGGCCAGAACCUAAAAGCAUAAGGUAUAUAUUGUUUUGAUAAAAAAUGAAUGUAGAUCUUUGAGAGUGGGCUGGAGGAACUGUAAAAUAAGAGCUGAAGGAAUUAGCCUUAGACUGAAAAUUCUAGAAAAUGUAGAUAAACCCUUGGUAUGUGGCACCUGUUUCUUUACAAUGGAAGAAUAACUCUGAGUCAUAACUGGAUUUCGAUUUCAUUUAUCUUGCAUCUUAGUAGUUAAUACCCUUCAACUUUCAAUACUCAGAAGUAUUUCAAGUGCCACAGCACUUGAUUUUGAUGGUGUUUGAUAACAAUAAAAUGGGUAGUAGUUAUGUUAAACAGAUGGGAUAACUGAACACUUCACACUUCUUGAUAUUUCUAAGUGAGUCAUUUAAAGAGUGUGAUUAAUCAUCCUACCAUAACGGUAAUUUUUUUUUCUACCACCUACACAACCUGAAGUAGAGAAGAGAUCUUUCAGGCUCUAUGUGGAUGAAAAGUAGAAAACCUUUAUUUAGAUGAAGGGAGACUACAUGUGAUGAACUUUUCAUCUUAAGAAUUUGUAUCUGAACUGUUCUGUGCAGCAAUAUGAUGUAUCCAGAAAGUCAGUUAACUAAUUGUGGUUAUUAUAUAGCAAUUAGCAAAAAGUUAGUCGUUUUCAGGCUUUUAUGUAAAUAGCAAUCUGAUGUGAAACUAGCUUAUUUUACCUGACCUUUUUCCCCUCUCUGUGGUACUUGUCUCAAGUUCUAAGACAUUUGGGGCAGAGGCACUUUCUUUAAUACUCAGUGCUGUGUGGAUUUGGCAUUUUCAUAACAACAGUCAAGUGCUAAUGUCAUCAGAACAAACUUAGUGUUACCUAAGUGUUGAGUGAAGUGGGGGGUGCAGUUGCAAAGACCUGGAUGAGAAUUUUGUGUUUAGAAAUGCAAUACAAGAAGUGACCCAAUUUGAACAUAGGCACUGUGGGAAAUGGAAGUCAGCAAUUACCUACACCUUGUGAGGCUGAGCAACAAGAGCAAUAGUACUUGGAGGCGAGGGGGGCACCCAGCUAUUAUAGGCAGUAUAAAAUGUUUUAAAGGGGAGAUAUUCAGUUUUGAUGUCUUUUAAGUUAGUUAAAGAACUAGGAGGGAAGUGUCAGAUGCAUUGAGAUACCGUAUUGGAUACAGGAGACUGAUUAGGAAAGUGAUUCUUUGGGAAGGGGUGUUGAGAAAUAUGGUUGCCUAAGGGGAAGAAAAAAGUAGCAUGUGGGGAGGAAAAGGAGGAGACCAAGGAUGCAUCCGAAUGGAUCCCACAAAGAACAUGAGAAAGGACGGCUUGGCAUUAUCGCUAUGGAUCGCUCUCGACACCAUGCAGGGAAUGGCAGUGAUCAGCCAUCUUCACGAGAGCACAGCUAUGGUGAAGAUGAGAGACAACGACAGCUAGAGCGCCUCAGUAGAGAGGAGGCAUAUUACCAGUUCAUUAACGAACUCAAUGAGGAAGACUACAGGUUAAUGAGAGACCGCAACCUGCUUGGCACUCCUGGGGAAAUAACAGCAGAAGAGUUGCAGCAACGUUUGGAGGGGGCUAAGGAGCAUCUUGCAUCAGAAACUGAUCCCGAAAACAGAGACAGUGAAGGCAGAACUGCUGGAGAUUCUGAUGUUCUUGGAGAAAACUCAAAUGGUGACUCUUUGCUUGAAUGGCUGAACACAUUUCGUCGCACGGGGAACGCCACUCGCAGUGGACAGAGUGGGAACCAAACCUGGAGAGCUGUGAGUCGAACAAAUCCGAACAGUGGGGAAUUCCGAUUUAGUCUUGAAAUCAACAUAAAUCAUGAACAUAACAGUUUUGAAACCGCAGGUGAAGAGUAUGCGGGUACAGAUAGUAGCAGAACGUAUUUAGAAAGAAGACAUCAAAGAGCUGCCAGUCCAGUAACCACACGAACAAGGAGCAGGGCCUCAAGAGAGGCAAACAGUGAUGCUUCAAGCACUGCGAGGACCAGGUCUGUAAGAAGCUCAGUGACACAAAGCUCUGGAGCAGCCUCUCACCCAGUUUCAGGGAGGCUCAGAAGUAGAACUAGGGAGUCGUCGGGCCUUCCUAGAACAACUACUGUACGUAAUAGUUCUACAACUACUGGUGGACAAAGAGAAAUGCCAGAAAGAGGUACUUCUACAGGACUUCCAAGAGGUAGAGCUAGAGCUAAUGUUCGGAUGAGUACAAACCAAAGACUAGAAAUUCUACGGUUGAGGUCUACUUUGAGCAGCCGAAGCCGCUCUCCGCUGCAAAGACAAGAUGACGUUCGUUCUGAGGAGCACGGGCAGCGGCAAGACAGAAGUGCACAGCAAAUCAAUAGAAGUAGAAGACAAACACUGCAGCUUUCUCCACAGCCUGCUGAAGAGCAAGCAAGAGGUAACGCUCAGACUCCUCAGCUUUCCGGUGCAGCAUCAUCCUUGGGAAUAACUUUGGAAGAGGAGGAAUCUAGUAGGCCAAUAGCUGCUGUUAGAAGGCAUCCCACAAUUACAUUAGAUCUUCAGGUGAGAAGAAUUCGCCCUGGAGAAAACAGAGAUCGGGACAGUAUCGCUAGUAGAACUCGUUCUAGAGUAGGAAUGGCAGAAAACACUGUCACUUUUGAAAGUGACAGUGGGGGAUUUCGACGUACGAUAUCACGAUCAGAACGUGCAGGUAUUCGGACCUACGUUAGCACUAUACGGAUACCUCUUCGGCGGAUUUCAGAAACUGGACUUGGUGAACCUUCAUCAGUGGCUCUUCGAUCAAUUCUUCGACAAAUUAUGACAGGCUUUGGAGAACUGAGUUCUUUAAUGGAGACAGAAUCCAGCUCAGAAUUGCAAAGAGGUGGUCAUCACUUGUCAGAUGUGCAGGCAGAGCAGAACAACUCAAAUUCAGCGAGCAAUAGCAGUGAUCCAAGAGAGAUUUCUUCUAGAAAUGGGCGUGCUGUAGAAGGCAGUAGUGAAGCAAAUGGACAGAGUGAUGACACUCAACGUUAUGGUCGCAAUAAUGAAAGUCAAGAUAACAGACAGUCUCAAGAUGCUAACAACCUAGUGGAAAAUGGAACGCUGCCUAUUCUUCGACUAGCUCACUUCUUCUUGCUGAAUGAAGAUGAUGAUGAUGAGCGUUUAAGAGGUCUAACCAAAGAACAGAUUGACAAUCUUUCAACCCGGAACUAUGGGGAUAUUAACACCGAGAAUGAAAUAAGUAAAACAUGUAGUGUUUGCAUUAAUGAAUAUGUAACAGGAAAUAAGCUAAGGCAGUUACCUUGCAUGCAUGAGUUUCAUAUUCAUUGUAUUGAUCGCUGGCUUUCAGAAAAUUCCACUUGCCCAAUUUGCCGGCAGCCUGUGUUAGGGUCUAAUGCCACAGACAAUGGCUAAAGUUAUUUGUAUUGCUCAGUAUUUCAGGAUUUACAUCUGCUCUAUUUUUGGUGAGCCAGGUGGAAUGAGUUGACUAGCAUAGGGGUUCAUUCGUGUGGGGAUUUUUGUUAAUUUCUUUAAAAAUAAUAGGAAACUUGUCUAAAUCUAGCAAUGUAAAUACUAUUUUUCUCCAAGUGCAGAUCUAGGAGUACAUGUAGAACCAAAUGAUAUCAGUAAAGUUUAUAUUUUUUUAGGUAAUUUUGUUAUGCUAAGCACUUUUGUAAAUACAGAAAUGCAGUAGUUAAUCAGUCCUGCUUAAUGUAUGUUUUUUUUUAACAGUGUGAUGGACUCUAUUUAGAUUACAAAUUGUUUCACACAGACUCACCACUGUGUUGAGAAAUUAGUAUCUAAAUAGCCAUUCAUUAGCUUUUUGUUCUAAGAACAAUUUCUUUUACAGAGUCUCUUGCUGGACAUGUUUGCUAAAGAUAUUUAAGUUACUUGAAGUGCUCAUUUUAAUAUACAGUAUAUUUUUUUUAACAUUGAAAAUAUCCUUUCCAGAAACUUGCCAAUUUGGUUCUAUUUAAAAUUUUUAUGGCAGUUUUUGCAUGUGGUUUUACACAAUGCUUAGUGCUGACAAGUUCAUAUUCAAAAGUGGAUGGGUUAGUAACACUAUAAAAUGUACAUAAUUUAAUACUGUCUCUGACAAUUGCUGUCUUUUCAAUACAGACAGCAGUCAAAUCAAUGAUAAUUCCAAGAAAGUGUGUCUUACUGAGCGUAGGUAUUUGUUCAAAGAAUAAAUAAGCAUUGAGGAAGCCUUUUUACUCUUUCAAACUACUCGAUUGAUAUUCAUAGGUUUUUUUUAAUUGCCUUAGUUUAAAGAGGGAAAUAAUUCCUUGACCGUUAUAUUGUCUGCAUGAUUUGUACAUCCUACUCAGAAAAGCAAAACAAAAGCUUAAAAUGUUUUUGUACAGAAAUCUGACAGGUACAUAUAUAAUGUUAAGUCCUCUUAAAACAUGUUUGAGGACCAAAUGGCAAAAGACACUAAAAACGACAAAAUAAGCUUCCUUUAAAGUCCCCAGAUUCCUGUAUAAUUAGAUAUUAAACUUUAUACCAAUAACUUAUAAAGAAAUAAAGUUGCAAAGUAAA
Molecule: messenger RNA, 4809 nt
Organism: Struthio camelus australis
Lineage: Eukaryota; Metazoa; Chordata; Aves; Struthioniformes; Struthionidae
Source: RefSeq, a predicted model, not a curated record